ACUUGAUAUUUGAAUGUGGCUUGCGUAGAGGAACGUCCGUGGCCAAUAUUCGGAAGUUUUGUAAAGACCACGGGUUAAAAAGACAGCGAGUGACGGACCAACAACUUGAAGCUGCAGUCUCCAAUGCAAUAACACAGGGUGGUCCUACCUAUGGCAGGAAAAUGAUGACUGGGAGUCUUGCAGCUGCAGGUGUCUUCGCAUCAGAGGGUCGUGUUGGAGCUGUUUUGCGCAACAUUCACCCAUGCACCUUACCAUAAGGGAGCAAGGAACCUCAACCCUCUUCCUUACCAUGCAGCCUAUGUGGGUCACAAAAUCCACAUGGACCAAAAUGAGAAGAUUGUCAUGUUUGGCGUGACUCAUGUGCUGGCAAUAGAUGGCUUCUCCAGCAAAAUUGUUGGACAAGCUACUAUGCCUGUAAAGAACAACCUCACCAUCUACAAUGACGUUUACAGGAGUGCAGUAAUGGAAUAUGGGAUGUGGGACCAGGUCAGAGUGGAUCAUGGAAAGGACUUCUACCUCACUCUUUUCAUGCAGGAGAAGUUGGCCAGCCACCGCCACAACACUGAAAGGCCACCAUAUCUCCAAACACCAUCAACAAAGAAUCACAGAAUCGAGAGAAUCUGGCCAGAAAUCAACAACCGGGUUAACUACCCGUUGAAAGCUACAUUGGUCCAACUGGUGGAUCAGGAGGAGCUGGACAUGGAGGACCAGAUGACUCGGUUCUGUGUGUCAUCUUUGACAUGCCAGUUGGCCCAGAUCGGUGUUAACCGAACUGUGCAAGCAUGGAAUGCACACAGGAUUCCUGGGAGGGGGAUACCAAAUUACUUGGCCAGAGAUGGAUGCCCAAAGAAGCUGUCGACAGACCUUUGCCAAAUGCAUCUGUGGCUGCAGACUGGUACGACCAGGAAGUGGGCUCACUGACACGAGUGUCAGACUUUGGCACCAACCCAUUUCCAAGUUUACAGGACCAGGAAGCUGCAGUGAGGGGAUUUGCUCUGCAGUGCCCUGAUACAAGUGGACUGCUGGACAAUGCAGUGAAUAAUCUGCCACAACCAUUCAAAGAUGGACUCAAAGGCCUCAUCGACAUCUCAAGGAGAAGUUGUCAACGCUGAUGUUUUUUUGUGUGUCUAAGUUGUUAUUGUCUGUGCUUUUUAAUUAAUUGGUUCAACUGACGGGAUG
Pseudoliparis swirei is the source of this 1179-nucleotide messenger RNA. RefSeq lists its product as uncharacterized. The record is from RefSeq and is a predicted model, not a curated record. The transcript has 6 exons. Bases 319 to 921 code for a protein of 200 amino acids. NCBI's taxonomy places the organism in Eukaryota, Metazoa, Chordata, Actinopteri, Perciformes, Liparidae.